AUGGACUUCGCGGCGAUUAUGGCGGCGCAAAUCGCAAAGGCCAAAGGCAGCACCGCGCCAAAAUCAACCUCAUCAGACCCCGCCGCCGAUACCAACGGCAGCAAAGCAGCACCGGCCAAGAAGUUCAUGACCAUCGCCGAAGCCGAACGGCAGCGCGAAGCGGCGUACCGAGCCGAGCAGGCCCGGCUGGAGGCGGAGCGCGAGGCCAAAGCGGCGGCCAAGCGCAAGCGGGAGGACGAAGCGGCCGCCGAGGCCAAGGCGCGCGAGCAGAAGCGGCAGCGGCUGGCGGAGGAGUCGAGGCGGCGGAGGGAGGAGAAGGAGGCUGAGGAGGAAAGGCUGCGUAGGGAGAGGCUGGGGCUGCCGCCGCUGCCCGAGGCGGAUGGGGCCGACGACAAGGCGCAGGGAUCGGACGACGAGGACGAGGGUGCGCCGAGCGAAGAGGAGAUCAGGAAGCUGCUCAGGGAGAGGGGCCUGCCAGUCUGUUUGUUUGGAGAGACCAGGAGGGCUAGGCUGCGGAGGCUGCGUCUUUCGGAUGACGUGCCGAUCCCUACGACCCUUCAGGCUGUCGAUGAGAAGGAUAUGAAGCUCGACGGAAAGAUGCCUGACGACAGGGCGGGGCGAAAACUUCUCGCGAGGAAGCUUACGAGCUACUUCAACAUGGUGCUGGCACAAUGGGAGGAAACCUUACGGCGUGAAGGGGAGAGGCCCGGGAGCAAGGAGUACAACACCAUGGCCCAGAGUAGGGAUACAUUGAGACCUCUGUUUCGCAAACUCGAGAAGCGCGAGCUAGACGACGAAAUUUUCAAGGCCAUUCUCGAGAUUGUACAAGCAGCUCAAGAACGGCGAUACGUCGACGCGAACGACGGUUAUCUCCGCCUCAGUAUCGGCAAAGCUGCUUGGCCAAUCGGUGUUACCAUGGUGGGUAUCCACGAGCGAAGUGCUCGAGAGAAACUGCACAAUGGAGAAAAGGGUCAUGUCAUGGGUGAUGAAGUCACGCGCAAGUACUUACAGAGCAUCAAACGCAUGUUGACUUUUGCCCAGACGAGGUGGCCGCCUCAAGACAUUAAUCAAUUGAUGGGCUGA
Messenger RNA from Pyricularia grisea, 1083 nucleotides. RefSeq lists its product as uncharacterized. The record is from RefSeq and is a predicted model, not a curated record. Gene Ontology annotation, cellular component: U2-type post-spliceosomal complex; U4/U6 x U5 tri-snRNP complex; U5 snRNP. Gene Ontology annotation, biological process: generation of catalytic spliceosome for second transesterification step; RNA splicing. Lineage: Eukaryota; Fungi; Ascomycota; Sordariomycetes; Magnaporthales; Pyriculariaceae. The coding region runs from base 1 to 1083 and encodes 360 amino acids. The transcript is spliced from 2 exons.